AUGGUGAGGAGCGCAACGUCUAUUUGCUACUUCAAACAGCAGCAACAGCAGCAGCAGCAACAACAGCAGCAGCAACAGCAGCAGCAGCAACAGCAGCAGCAGCAGCAGCACCCAUGCUGGGCACACGGCGUCAUAUCUGCACCAGGCAGUUUGUUUUGUUUUACUGGGAGGCUUGGGGUUAAUAUCGAACCUCUAAGUCUGCAGUUUGUCGAUGUGCAACUUGAAAAGGAGUGGACAGAGCAGUUGACUUGGUGGAUCGCGCAGUGGGGUAUCGGACUCGGAGAUGUAGGAAACUGGUUGUUUCUGGUUUUGUCUGUCUUGGUUUUUCUUGUCGUUACUUGUAUGGCGCUGCGUUCGGCUAUUAUUUCUUCUAGACUGAGGUUCUCUAUCAUGAGACAGGCUGAGAAAGAGUUAGAAGGAAUAAGACAUCAGGCGGCUGAGCUGGUAGAGCACUCAGCGCUGGGAGAUUUAUAUAUGAAUAUAGCGAACGCAGAG
Molecule: messenger RNA, 495 nt
Organism: Eimeria acervulina
Lineage: Eukaryota; Apicomplexa; Conoidasida; Eucoccidiorida; Eimeriidae
Exons: 6
Source: RefSeq, a predicted model, not a curated record